Messenger RNA from Trichoplax adhaerens, 627 nucleotides. RefSeq lists its product as uncharacterized. The record is from RefSeq and is a predicted model, not a curated record. The annotation marks the transcript as partial. Gene Ontology annotation, molecular function: phosphoprotein phosphatase activity. The transcript has 9 exons. NCBI's taxonomy places the organism in Eukaryota, Metazoa, Placozoa, Uniplacotomia, Trichoplacea, Trichoplacidae.
UAUUUAUUUAUAAGAGAUCUGCCACCCCUAUCAGAUGAGAUGAAAAGGCGGACACCAGUUUUGCCUUUGAAAACCAGAGGAACUCCAGAAUUUACUUUAGUAAUCGAUUUGGACGAAACAUUGGUCCAUUGUAGUCUCAGCUUGCUGGAAGACGCAAAUUUACAUUUUCCUAUAUAUUUUAAAAACAAUAAUUAUGAUGUAUACGUGCGACUUCGUCCUUAUUACAGGGAAUUUUUAGAACGCGUUUCCAAAAUAUAUGAAGUUAUAUUAUUUACUGCUUCCAAGAAAGUAUACGCAAACAAGUUAAUGGACAUUAUAGACCCCGGUAGAAAGCUUGUUAAACAUCGCUUAUUUCGUGAGCACUGUGUAUUCGUUCACGGUAAUUACGUGAAAGAUCUUGGAAUACUAGGAAGGGAUUUAUCGAAAACUGUGAUAGUUGAUAAUUCACCUCAAGCUUUCGGUUAUCAGCUUUCAAAUGGAAUCCCUAUCGAAAGCUGGUUUACUGAUAAAAAUGAUGCAGAGUUAUUAUUACUAAUCCCAUUUUUGGAAGAGCUUGUUAAUACAGAUGAGGAUGUCAGACCCUUAAUAAAGGAGAAAUAUCGUAUGCACGAACUUAUACCCAACUAG